Setaria italica (foxtail millet) is the source of this 3029-nucleotide messenger RNA. Its product is annotated as L-type lectin-domain containing receptor kinase IX.1-like. Gene Ontology annotation, molecular function: ATP binding; protein kinase activity. Gene Ontology annotation, cellular component: plasma membrane. Lineage: Eukaryota; Viridiplantae; Streptophyta; Magnoliopsida; Poales; Poaceae. The coding region runs from base 808 to 2904 and encodes 698 amino acids. Gene Ontology annotation, biological process: protein phosphorylation. The record is from RefSeq and is a predicted model, not a curated record. The transcript has a single exon.
CACACACGCACACACCAAAGAAUGGUCAAUCCUGCUAGUGGCGAACAAAGUCGGAACAUCAUUUUUAAGAUAAACACAAAGAUUAUGCAAACUAGUAAUAGGCAAAAGAUUCCUAGGAUGCACCCAGGGGCGGACCUAGGAGGGCUCUAGCCUGCCUACUGCCCAAGACCUUCAUUAGAUCAAAGGAGGAAGAUGAGAAGAAGAGAGGGGAAAAAAGAAGAAGAAUAAGAGAAAGAAAUAGCUUAUUGCCCAACCAUAGUGCAUAAAGAAGAGUUUUCUCUUUCCUCUACUCUCUCUCCUACUACACGAGUAGAAUAAAUAGCUGCCGCUUGUUGAUGUUUUUUACAUAAGCAUCGAGAAAGUGAACCACAAUUUUUGUUUACUAUAAAGAUACGUAGCUUUCCUGCGUAUUCUCGAACGAAAAAGAAAGGAACCACGAUAAAAAUCCAUCUGUUCAUGGGUCCCGGCUUGUAUUAUUGGGCAACAGCCAUCGCCCUUGACCUUAGGAAAAAAGGGAAGCAUCGGGGACCGUCACCACUGAGAAAACGAAUCAACGCUCCUCAUCUUCCUUCCCAUUUCCGUCAGCAUGACAGCUGACAGCGCUUAAAGAUUCAUUUCCAACAGCAUGACAGCAUUGAAAGAUUCAUCGAUCGGCAAGACUGUAGAAUUGAUGAAUAAAUGAAUAAUUGGACUAAGAGUGACCGAUGCGGUUACUUCAGCAUUAUACCUGUAUUUUGAUAAGCAAUUUGCUCUUCACAAGUCCCUCAUCCAAGAGCAAGCAACGGCGUCGCUCGCCGGCCGCCGGCCAUGGCAUCCCGGUUUUUCUUUCUUGUCGUUGCCGUCGUGGCCCGGCUCUGCAGCGCCGCUAUGGCGACUGGUGGUCAGGCCGACGACAUCUUGCGGCCGUGGCCGCCUGACUGCUCGACGGCGGACAACUACACGGCCGACAGCCAGUACAAGAAGAACCUGGACCAGCUCCUCGCCGCGCUCCCCGCGGCGGCCGGCGACAACGGCUGGUUCUACGAGGGCAGCGCCGGGGCCGGCACCGACGACGAGGUGUUCGGCCUCAUCAUGUGCUACGCCGACCACAACGCGACGGCGUGCCUCGACUGCCUCUCCAGGGCGCCCGCCGGGAUCGCCACGGUGUGCCCGGGCAGCCGGAACGUUCGCGCCAUGUACGACGCGUGCGUGCUCCGGUACUCGGCGGCGCCGAUCCCGGCCACCGCGGACCUCAGCUACUUGCACUCCGUGAACGGGACCGUCCGUGGGGUGCCCGUCGGCGUCACCUCGGAGAGCGCCCGGGCAGCCUGGGUGGCGCUGAUGAGCGAGCUCACGGGCGGCGUCGCUGGCUCGCCGCUGCGGCUCGCCAACGGCAGCACGCCGUACUCGGGCUCGCAGGCUAUGUACGGCCUGGCGCAGUGCACCAGGGACCUCAACGCCAGCGAGUGCUCCAGCUGUGUCUCAAGCUACACGGACAGGCUGGGGGACCUGUUCCCCAACAACACCGGCGGCGCCAUCAAGGGGUACAGCUGCUACCUGCGCUACCAGGUGGGCGUCCUCGACAUCACCCUGCCGCCGGCGCCAACUCCCCCGGCGAUAUCCGUAGGACCUUCAUCGUCUUCCAAGAGCGCCGAUCAUUCCAAGACCAUCGGGAUCCUGAUCGGCGUGUUCGUCGGUUCCAGCUUGAUAGCCCUGGUCUUCUUCAUGCGACUCCCCCGGCGAAAGAGGGAAAAAAGUAAGCUCGUCGAUGAAGAAGCAGCAAGAGAGAUGGACGACGAGUUCGAGGAAGGGACCGGGCCAAAGCAGUUCCGCUACAGCGAGCUCGCCAUGGCCACCGACUACUUCUCGGACAAGCGCAAGCUCGGAGAAGGUGGGUUCGGGUCAGUGUACAGAGGCUACAUUAAGGAGAUGGACCUUCACGUCGCCAUCAAGAGGGUGUCCAAGGGUUCGAAGCAGGGCAGGAAGGAGUACGCCUCGGAGGUCAGGAUCAUCAGCCUGCUGCGGCACCGUAACCUUGUGCAGCUCAUCGGUUGGUGCCAUGGCGGCGGCGAGCUCCUCCUCGUGUACGAGCUGAUGCCCAACGGCAGCCUCGACACGCACCUCUACAGCGCCAGGGACGGCGCCCUGCUGCCAUGGCCGCUGCGGCACGAGAUCGUGCUCGGCCUGGGGUCGGCCCUGCUGUACCUUCAUCAGGAUUGGGAGCAGUGCGUUCUUCACAGGGACAUCAAGCCGAGCAACGUGAUGCUGGACGCGUCCUUCCACGCCAAGCUCGGCGACUUCGGGCUCGCCAGGCUCGUCGGCCACGGCCGCCGCUCGCACACCACGGUGAUCGCCGGCACCUUGGGCUACAUAGACCCCGACUGCAUGAUCACCGGCAGGGCCAGCACCGAGACUGACGUCUACAGCUUCGGCGUCGUCCUCCUCGAGAUCGCCUGCGGCCGGCGGCCUCUGGUGGCCGUUAGCCGCAGCCACAGGGAAGAAGACGUGAUGAGCCGGCCUCUGGUGGCUCGCCACGGGGAAGAUGGUAGGGAAGAAGACGUGAUCCACAUCGUGCAGUGGGUGUGGGAGUUCUACGGCAGGGGAGCCAUCCUCGACGCUGCCGACGCGCGGCUGAAGGGGGAGUUCGACGCCAGCGAGAUGGAGACGGUGAUGGUCGUCGGGCUCUGGUGCGCGCAACCAGACCGGAGCCUCAGGCCGUCCAUCAGGCAGGCCGUCAACGUGCUCCGGCGAGAGGUGCCACCUCCGAGCCUGCCGGCGGGGAUGCCGGUGCCAAUCUUCCUGUCACCGCCUAAUACUUUAUACUACACAUCUUCAGUUGCGACGAUGGGCGGCAGCACCAGCACCAGCACCAGCACCACCGCUUCUGCACCAGACAAAGAAAAAUGUAGUGCCAAAUUGAUUUAGAUGUUCAUCAUGUUCAUAACAAAAAUGUAGUGCCAAAUUGGUUUAGAUGUUGUUCAUAAAUGCAGUACAAAAGGCCUAGAUGCCAAAAAAGAAAAAGAUUAUGCUAUGUGCAUUCCUAGAGCAAA